AUGUUUGGCCUCAGAACCCCAACUAAAAACAAGCCAUCGCCAUCCACAAGCGUGACGGAUAAAGAGACCGAGGCAGAAUUGCCCUCCGCACGAGAGCCUACCCUGACCCCGGUUAACGAAGCGCAAACAAGUAUGGGGGAAAAGGCGACCAUCUUAUCACAAACAGAAGAGAGUAGGAAAAUAGUAAACAAAGUAUAUAGAUCCCGUAUAACGGAGGCAGCGGCGUUACAACAAAGUGCGCUCGCACAACUUAACGCUGCGAGGAAUCUAAGGGGUGAUAUAAAAACCGCAGUAACGGUCGCGGUUAAAAGCUAUGCAGAAGUAGCAGCAGUUGCGAGGACCGAGCCGAGGAAUGACUGUGCCAGAACCGCAAUCAAUGACCGACCGGACCGGACCGGACUGUAUUCUCUGAUUGUCGAGCCCGGGGAGGAGACCGAAGCGGCAGAGGACACAGUCCAGAAAAUUAGGUGCUCUCUCAAGGCAAAAGACCACGGAUUCAAAAUCGAAAAGCUCCAAAAGAUAAAGGGAGGGAAAGUGGUCAUCGGCUGCGGUACUGAAGAAGAACGGAAAAGGGUGAGGGAAAGGAUAACACACGAAGAUAAUGGACUUACCGUAAAGGAACUCAACAACAAAAAUCCUCUGGUGAGAUUUAAAGACUUAUUAAAGUAUAACACCAUUGAUGAUAUAAAGAAAGCCCUCAAAACCCAAAACAAGGCAACGACCGGAAACCUAACCGGGGAGGACUGGCUGAUGACCGAAAAGCACCGCCAAAACGCUAGAAAUACGCACGAGUGCCAUGUCAUCGUGCAGGUCUCUCCGGGGAUGUGGAAGGCGCUGACACGGGCGCAGAAGGUACACAUAGACCUCCAGAGGGUUUGGGUAGAGGAUCGGUCCCCCUUGUACAGUGCUCUAAGUGUCUCGGAUACGGACACACAAGGAAGCACUGUCAAAUUGAAAAACUAA
Pieris macdunnoughi is the source of this 963-nucleotide messenger RNA. Lineage: Eukaryota; Metazoa; Arthropoda; Insecta; Lepidoptera; Pieridae. The record is from the annotation of a GenBank genome assembly.